AUGCUUCCAAAUGACAUCUUUUGGAGCCAGAGUGGUGAAGGAGGAAAAUUUUAUGCCAACAUUCAAAGUGCAGGGGCAGGUCUAUCAAAGGACAGGGAGUAUCAUGGCCGGCCUCAGCAGCAGCCUUCAUUUCUUCAGAUAUACUUUGUUGUUGAUGAUGAUAAUGACAGGGACAUCUAUUGUGGAAUCUACCCAGGCGUUAAUCCACAACUGGUUAGCCAACUUCCGAAGUUGCUGUGUGAACACAACAAGUAUAUUCUGGAACUUAAGGCUGCUGUUGAUUCUGUUCCUAAGGGCCACAAGUACUCCCAAGUGACUUUUGAGUACGUAAUUGAAGUAGAUUGUGGGAAACAUGAUGCACCUAGUAUUUAUUGCAUGCUCUCUAGAGCAGGUAUUGAACAUUUAAAGACAAAAAUAAGAAGUACUGUAUCUGUGCGGGAAGGGCAAGGGGUUGUUCUUCUCUGUGGAGCACCAGUUCAUCCUGGAGAACUUUCCUAUGCUUGGAUCUUCAAUGAAUACCCAACGUUUGUGCAAGAAGAUAGUCGGAGAUUUGUUUCUCAGGAAACUGGACAUCUGUACAUAGCUAAAGUAGAGCCAUCUGAUGUAGGAAAUUAUACCUGUGUCGUAACUAGUGCUGUAACUAACACCAACACUCUUGGAUCACCAACACCUUUGGUGCUACGGACUGAUGGUGUGAUGGGGGAAUAUGAACCCAAAAUAGAAGUUCAAUUUCCUGAAAUAGUUCCUGCUGCUAAAGGAUCAACUGUGAAGCUAGAAUGCUUUGCUCUUGGAAAUCCAGUUCCUCGAAUUAACUGGAGAAGAACUGAUGGGACACAAUUUCCAAGCAAAGUAAUGUUGAGAAAAUCCAAUGGCAUGAUUGAAAUCCCCAAUUUCCAACAAGAAGAUGCUGGUCUCUAUGAGUGUAUCACUGAAAAUACUAGAGGGAAAAAUGUUGCAAAGGGACGACUCACAUAUUAUGCCAAACCUCACUGGGUUCAAUUGAUAAAAGAUGUUGAAGCUGCAGUGGAGGACAUAUACUGGGAGUGCAGAGCAAAUGGUAAACCUAAGCCUUCCUACAGGUGGCUGAGAAAUGGAGAACCUCUAGCAUUAGAGGGAAGAAUACAAAUUGAAAAUGGAGCUUUGACUAUAACAAACUUAAACUUGACAGAUUCUGGCAUUUAUCAGUGUAUAGCAGAGAACAAACAUGGUACAAUAUAUUCCAGUGCCGAUCUCCGAGUUGUAGCUUCUGCUCCUGACUUUUCUAAAAGCCCAGUGAAGAAAUUGAUUCAGCUUCUAAAGGGCAGCACAGCUCAUUUUGAGUGCAAGCCAAAAGCUUCCCCUAAAGCGACAACUAUUUGGAAAAAGGGAGGUGAGCUGCUCCAAGAAAUGAAAGGUAUUAUGUUAAUAUCAUUCUUAAAAGAUGGAAGCUUCCAAAUAGCUAAUGUGAGUAAAUCAGAUGCUGGAAGUUAUACCUGCCUGGCAGAAAACAAGUUUGGAAAAGCUAGUAGCUCAGCUACUUUAUUAGUAACAGAUCCAACCCGGAUAACAUUGGCACCAUCAAAUAUGGACGUGACUGUAGGAGAAAGUAUAAUUUUACCCUGCCAAGUUCAGCAUGACCCACUCCUGGAUAUAAGUUUCACAUGGUAUUUUAACAGUGCAUUGACUGACUUCAGAAAAGAUGCAUCCCAUUUUGAGAGAGUAGGUGGGAGUGCAUCUGGAGACUUAAUGAUUAGGAAUAUUCAGCUGAAACACAGUGGAAAAUAUGUGUGUACAGUGAAGACUGAAGUGGAUAGUGUAUCAUCUGCAGCAGAUCUUAUAGUACGAGGUUCACCUGCUCCAGAGCAUGUAAAAGUGGAUGAAAUAACAGCCACAGCAGCUCAGAUUUCUUGGUAUGAAGGCUUAGAUAAUCACAGUCCAAUCACUGGCUACACUGUUCAAGCCAGAACACCAUUUUCAGUGGGUUGGCAAAGAGCCAGAACAGUUCCUGAUGUCAUUGAUGGGAGAACAUUCAUGGCUACUGCAGUAGAUUUAAACCCUUGGGUUGAAUACGAAUUCCGUGUAGUUGCCAGCAACAAAAUUGGAGGUGGAGAACCUAGUUUACCCUCAGAAAAAGUAAGAACUGAAGAGGCAGUUCCAGAAGUACCACCAUCUGAAGUAAGUGGAGGUGGAGGCAGCAGGUCUGAAUUGGUCAUAACAUGGGAUCCAGUUCCUGAAGAAUUACAGAAUGGUGAAGGAUUUGGUUAUGUAGUUGCUUUCCGACCUCUUGGGAUUACAACCUGGAUACAGACAGUUGUUACAUCACCUGACACCCCAAGAUAUGUCUUUAGGAAUGAAAGCAUCUUACCAUUUUCACCCUAUGAAGUCAAGGUUGGAGUAUACAAUAAUAAAGGAGAGGGACCGUUUAGUCCAGUGGCCACAGUGUAUUCUGCUGAAGAGGAGCCUACAACAGCUCCUUCUGGUGUUUCUGCAAAUAGUCUUUCUUCUUCCAUAAUUGAAGUUACCUGGAUUCCCAUUCCUUGGAAAAUGAGCAGUGGGAGAUUAUUAGGCUAUGAGGUAAGAUAUUGGAACAAUGGUGGGAAAGAACAGUCUUCAAACAAAGUAAGAGCCACCGGAAAGGAGACCACAGUGAAAAUAACAGGCUUGAUGAGCAACUUGGUAUAUUAUACAGCUGUUCGAGCAUACAACAGUGCAGGAGCAGGUCCUUUCAGUGCCACUGUCAAUGCUACCACAAAAAAGCCACCACCCAGCCAGCCUCCAGGAAAUGUAGAGUGGAACAUUACAGACUCGAGGGUAGUGCUGAACUGGGAACAGGUCCAUGCAAUGGAAAAUGAGUCAGACGUAGUGGGCUAUAAGGUUUUAUAUUGGACUAGCAGUCAGAACCAGCUCAGUAUCCUGGACACAAAUAGAACAUCUGCAGAACUUUUGCUUCCUUUAAACGACGAUUAUGUUAUAGAAGUGAAAGCAGUGACUGAUGGUGGAGAUGGCAUUAGCAGUGACCAGAUUAAAGUCCCUAAAUUAGCAAGUAUGGAUGCAAGAGGAAGUUGUGCAGAAAGCUUAAAUUGCCUCUCCAGCUUGAUGUCCAUAACUCUGUUCUUGAUUUUCAAUGCAAUAUUGUGA
Thamnophis elegans (Western terrestrial garter snake) is the source of this 3117-nucleotide messenger RNA. Its product is annotated as contactin-3-like. The record is from RefSeq and is a predicted model, not a curated record. NCBI's taxonomy places the organism in Eukaryota, Metazoa, Chordata, Lepidosauria, Squamata, Natricidae. Gene Ontology annotation, molecular function: cell-cell adhesion mediator activity. Gene Ontology annotation, biological process: brain development; cell-cell adhesion.